CAGGAGGCGCGAGUGAAUUAUGGAACACAUCACGAAAGUAUGCAGAUUUGGCAACGUUGCGUUGAAUGAGAGUGCACGUAUAGGAAAUGAAGUAGAUUGACAUUGUUAGAGCGUGUACUCGUUAUUUGUCUAGUGUGGUCUGUAAAUAGUUGAGUCCACCUACUCUCAGAAGACCAGAUAUGGGUGUGCCAGGUGCAAGAAACUUAGAAGCUAUGGAAGUAGAAGUUGCUAGUUCGGAGAUUCCUAAUGGAGAAGGUGAUACUGGUGAAAAGAAAGAUGUAGAUUUGCAAACAAUUCACGAUUUGCGAGAACAUACUCGGCAGAUAGAGAAAGCUGUUCAAAAUAAGGAGCCACGCUUCAUUCUGCGUGUGUUGCGAGCUUUGCCAAAUACAAGGCGUAAGCUUAAUCCAAUUGUCUUGAGAGGAAUUAUUGGUGGAUUUUAUACAAAAUCUGCAGCGGAACGCGAAGCACUUUUGGCCUGGAUCGAAGAACCAAUGGACACGGAAGGAGCUCAGGCAGCUAUUCUACGAUUUCGCAGUUCCGCUUCUCCCCUACUUCCAGAAAUUGAUGCAUAUAUCCAUCUUUUAAUUUUAGUAAGAUUAAUCGAUACCCGGAAAUUUGAAGAAGCAGUGCAGUGUUCGGAAGCACUGGUUCAAAAGAUUACUGCCCAGAAUCGGAGAACAAUAGAUUUGAUUGCUGCCAAGUGUUAUUUUUACCACUCACGAGCUUAUGAAUUAACAAAUCAAUUAGACAAGAUCAGGAGUUUCUUACAUCUGCGUUUACGUACAGCAACACUCCGGAAUGAUUACGAAGGUCAAGCAGUACUAAUCAACUGUCUGCUGCGUAACUAUUUGCAUUACAAUUUGUACGAUCAAGCAGAUAAGUUGGUACUGAAAUCAACUUUCCCUGAACUAGCUAGUAAUAACGAAUGGGCUAGGUUUUUGUAUUAUCUCGGUAGAAUCAAGGCUGCUAGACUAGAAUACUCAGCUGCACAUAAAAAUUUAGUGCAAGCAAUGCGUAAGGCUCCUCAGACUACAGCAGUUGGAUUCAGACAAACUGUACAAAAGUUGGCAGUCACUGUAGAACUUCUGCUUGGUGAUAUUCCCGAGAGGCAAAUAUUUAGGCAAGCAGCAUUGCGCCGUGCCCUUGCACCGUAUUUUCAACUAACUCAGGCAGUGAGACUUGGAAAUUUGCAGCGCUUUGGUGAAGUUCUUGAAAACUUUGGACCACAAUUCCGAUCAGAUCACACCUUCACUUUAAUAUUGCGCUUGAGACAUAAUGUCAUUAAAACUGCCAUUCGCUCCAUUGGACUCUCAUACUCACGUAUCUCACCAUCCGAUAUCGCAUCUAAACUUGGAUUAGAUUCUGGUGUCGAUGCAGAGUUUAUAGUUGCUAAAGCAAUUAGAGAUGGGGUUAUCGAAGCAACCUUAGACCCAGAAAAUGGUUACAUGCGUAGCAAAGAAACAACGGAUAUUUAUUGCACGAAAGAACCUUUACUAGCUUUCCAUCAGCGCAUAACAUUCUGUCUUGAUUUACACAACCAGAGCGUCAAAGCCAUGCGCUAUCCACCGAAAUCAUAUGGCAAGGAUCUGGAAUCUGCAGAGGAACGAAGAGAACGAGAACAACAAGAUCUAGAACUUGCAAAAGAAAUGGCAGAAGAAGACGAUGAUGGAUUCCCUUAAACAAUACAAUAUUUAAUUAUAAAUAGCAGCAUCGUGUCUGUAAUCAGAAUUCUAUCGCUUGCUUGCAAACUGUAAUCAUUAAGGUAAUAAUAAAAAAAUCAUUUCGAUAUUUGGAA
Molecule: messenger RNA, 1798 nt
Organism: Orussus abietinus
Lineage: Eukaryota; Metazoa; Arthropoda; Insecta; Hymenoptera; Orussidae
Gene: Rpn3
Product: probable 26S proteasome non-ATPase regulatory subunit 3
Exons: 2
Coding region: 180-1682 (500 amino acids)
Biological process (GO): regulation of protein catabolic process; ubiquitin-dependent protein catabolic process
Cellular component (GO): proteasome complex; proteasome regulatory particle, lid subcomplex
Molecular function (GO): enzyme regulator activity
Source: RefSeq, a predicted model, not a curated record